Messenger RNA from Fusarium vanettenii 77-13-4, 702 nucleotides. RefSeq lists its product as uncharacterized. The record is from RefSeq and is a predicted model, not a curated record. NCBI's taxonomy places the organism in Eukaryota, Fungi, Ascomycota, Sordariomycetes, Hypocreales, Nectriaceae. Gene Ontology annotation, molecular function: glyoxalase III activity. The transcript is spliced from 2 exons. Bases 1 to 702 code for a protein of 233 amino acids.
AUGGCGGCCUCCAAGCCUAGAAUUCUUGUUGUUCUUACAUCAACCGACAAGGUGCCGACGAACGGAAAGCCCAUCGGCUGGUAUUUGUCCGAGCUCGCUCACCCUUUCCACGUCCUCCACGGCAAAGCAGACUUCACCUUCGCCUCCCCAAUGGGCGGAGAGGCACCACUUGAUCAAGUCUCGGUCGAAAUGUCCAUGGAAGAUCCCGUCUGCAAGGACUUCCAUGAUAACCACUCGUCCACCUGGAGGGAGACACGGAGACUCUCCGAAGUGGCAGACCGUACCUCCGAAUUCGACGCCGUCUUCUAUCCGGGUGGCCACGGCCCCAUGUUCGACCUCAUCUCGAAUCCCGACUCCCUUCGUAUCCUCCGCGACCUUCACGCCGAGGACAAGGUCAUCGCGGCCGUCUGCCACGGGCCCGCGGCUUUGGUCAACGCCAAGACUGCCGACGGCGAAUAUAUAAUUCAGGGGCGCGAGGUCACGGGAUUCGAUGACGUUGGUGAAGAGAUGUUUGGUUUCGAUGAGGACGUGGGCUUUUCGCUAGAGGGCUUGUUGAACGAGAGAAGCGGCGGCAAGUAUUCCAAGGCUGAUGACGGUCCACUUGGGAAGAAGGUGAUCGUGGACGGCAAGCUUAUCACAGGGCAGAACCCAGCUUCAGCUUAUGAUGUCGGUCUUGAGCUGGCCAAGGCAUUAGGUGUUUAA